UACAAACAAAUAAAUUUCCUCGGCGACUUUAAGGGAUUCAGACUUUGUGAUGUCAGAGGUCUUACAAAAGAACAGAGAGCAUCUGAAAAUUUUCUUCAGGACUUGAAAAUGUUAAUUGAAGGUCGCAUAAAACCUCAAUACACGUUUGAUACCGCUAAGCCAAUAGCUGAUGACGAUCCAUAUUACAACAAAACGCCAACUGUAAGUGACAUGAUGCACUGUGUUAUCAUCCUGUUUGACAUCACGGAAGCAUAUGAGGUUCACUCAAGUCAUCAAGCUGAUAUAAAGAACAUUAUGAAGGAACUAAACAAGACAAAUGUUCCAGUUUCCGUGAUUCUAACAAAAGCUGACAUGCUAGAUCCCUCGGUGCGAAGAAAUAUUGAUAACAUAUACCAUAGUAGAAAGGUACUAAGGGCCGUGGAAACAGCAGAAAGAUCGCUACGUGUACCUAAGAAGGAUAUACAUCCUGUUGUAAAUUUCGAGAACGAGAUCAGAUUUGAAUGGAGGACAUCUUUGCCUUUGCUUGCUGCAUUAAAGUCUUGUGUAAGUAGGGCAAGGAGCCACUUCUAUAAUGACAGCAGACUUCAGCGUGAUUAAGGAGAAAUUAAGCGCGAUACGGCUGAAAAGUAAUUUUCAUUGUGGAGGUCAGAAGCCAUUGGGUGACUAAGACCAGGUUUAUAUAGAAUAUUUGACUUAUAACUCCUCUUCUAUAAGUGAUCAUCUUGUUCUAAGAUUAACAUAGAUUUUCAGUUGUAAAGGAGUUCCGGCUACCAUUUUCAGCUACAUUGUAUCUUGAUAAACAAUUACUUUACUAACAUAUUUAGUUAGUUUUCAUGGUUAAGGAUUCGUCACAGUGGCGUCCUUUUUACUCAAAAUUUUAAAGGCAAGUUUUCAUAAAAAUAAAAGACGACUAAGUGGUAACAAUAAAGUCAACCAUUUUGUCAUAAUAAUGUUCUAAAUAACUAUGCAAACAUAAUUAUGCAAGUAAAAGGGUGUGCAUUUCUUUACCUAUAUUAUGCCUAUAUUCGAUAUUUAUUAUGGCCAAGAUGACAAAAGUUAGUAAUUUUACAUGUAGUCAAACUCGAUGUAUAUUAAACAUAUGUAAAAAAUAACUAAAGCCAGUUAUAAGCAGACCACGUAGACCACAGUCUUUUGGAAUUUAUUUUGAAAUUUAACCUGGUUACACAUAUAGAUAUAUAAAUCAAAACACCAUAAAUCUUUACAAUUUGUGUUAUCUGUUCACAUAUAAUUUACGGUAAUAUUUACAGAUGAUAUUAUAGGUUGAAUGCUCAAUGAAAAACUAUCUCAUCCCCCUAUACAAGUCAACACAGUAAGUGUAGUACUGCGUUUAACAAUCAAUUUGUACUAGUUACCUGGCAACAGCUGUGUACAGUUAAGCAUAUACAAACAACAUUUUAAAUUAAAUUUAUAUGGGGUUGUCUUUUUGUGUCUAAUGCAAAAAAAAACAAAAUUUCGACAAAAAAUUGUACGGUUUUGUAGCAUAUAUAUCGUAAUUCACAAAGAACUAAAUUUUGUCUUUGACAUCAAGUGAAAGUGGACUCAUCAAACGCAAAGUCAAAGAGGCCAUCGCUCAACCGAGACGAGGACUUGGAGCUCCCCUCCCCCGUCUACGGACCUCUCCUCCGAUCACGUGACCUUUCAACGUCACAUGCCUACCAUAACACCUGUUACACUGAGUAUGAAAUUUCUUCAUCAAAAUGUUAAAUCCAGAGCAUGGGAACAACAUCAUCAGUUGUUUCAACAAGAUUAGUAUCAUUUAAAGUCAUUAUAUAUGUAUACAAUAUUACAUGGGAGACGUUAAGCCACUUUUGGAAACGUUUGAUAUUAGUUUCAGUUGUGAGGAAUUAUAAUGUCCGUAACCAAUGAUUACUUGAUAGUUUUCAUAAGUACCGGUAUUGUGACAGUAUAACAAGUGGGGUGUAAUUGUGUUUAAAAGCUAAGGUUCCUAUUUCAUUCAGCAGUGUGCUUAUUCGUUAGGAAAAUAGUUAAUAUUUAAAAUAAAUACCAACAUAAACAUGUAUUGGCUUAUGCUUAAUCCAUAUACAAAUGCGUAAACCAUAUACAAUUUGGUAUUUAUGAACUAGAUCCUUAGGUAACUGUAUACAUGGUUGGUCAGUUUAUGUUAUGGCUGUUUUUAUAUGCAUUGUUUUAUUUAUUAUAUAUAGCUGUGGUUUAAUUUUAUUUACCUGGGUAUUUUGUAGCGCUUGUAUUGCUUGAUUAAUAAUGGUCUCUCAAACGUGUUUGCCUUGACCAGUUAUUUUCAGAGCCAAGUCACUACACAACUGCAGCGUAUCUAAGCAUUGUUUCAUGAAAGAACGAAGUAAGUUGUAUUUUGACUCUAGGAUAUAUAAAAUUAAAAACUGUUUAUAUGCCGUCGCUUCGUCCGUUCGUCCUGCAGUUCUUGUCAGUUGCAUUUCUCAACAACCACGAACUGGAAUGAAGCGAAACUUGAUAAUUGCUUUUUAAUUUUUCAGCAUGAGUAUUCUAAAGCACAAUUUCUUGUCCGAGUAUUUCUCAGAAACGUCUUCAUAGACAGCUUAACUCUAAAGAGGAAAUUAUCUUCGCGAACCAGUCAAAUGAUGUUUCACUGAGAAAAAAAACCUUUAUUUAUUUAACAUUAUAACACUGUUGUUUGUCCUGAAUAUUUCGCAGCAUCCACCCGCCCGAAUUUAGCAAAACAUCAUAGUAAGCUUCACUCCAUAUAAAAGAUAUCUUAUACUUGAUUUUUCUCAACUACUAAUUGCUGUCGAGAGUUCUGAAAAGAUUCUUUUGAAAAUUCACUACUAAGCCGAGGUAUAUGUCCUUUCGAUUAAUUCUGCUUUUCCGCUUAAUCACACGGAAGGAAGGAUCCUUUGGUUGUUAAUUGCUUUAAUCUUGCUAAUAACAUAGGGUGAAUUUCUUUUAUGUUUUGAUUGCUAAUACUUUUGUUUUAAAUCAUACAAAAAUUAUAAAAUCUGUUGAUUUUCAUAUUUGUGUAAAAUGUCAUAAAUCGUAAUAUAAGCGUUUCUCUCAUAUUUAAUCAGCAUAAAAGUCUUUCCUGAUUACUGUAGAAAAGUGUUUUAUGUCUGUCUUACUCUAGUUUAUACUAUUUAUCAUAUGAAAUAUACUAAUACUUCAUAAUUUAACACCCGUCCGCUUAGCUCAGUAGACAGAGCAUUGGUUCUCCCUGACGAUUUGAUUAAAGACAUUAGCCUGAAAUCAUUCGUCCUCUAAUUCUUGUGGGGAAGUUGGCAGUUACUUGCGAAGAACCCGUUUGUACUGGUACAAAAUCCAGGAGCACUGGUUAGGUUAAUUGCCACCAUUGGAUGAUUGAAAUACUGUUGAAAAACGGCGUUUAUCCCAACCCAAACGAUCAUAAUUUAAAACAAUGAUCUCUGUUUCUACCCUAAUCUAAAGCAACAUCUACGCUGUUAGAUACUGAAUAAUAUUUCAUUUAAUCAUCGAAGCGAAAGAUCCUUUUCUAAUGGUAAGAACCCUUCAAAAACAUCUUCCUCAGUAUCGUAUACAUUAUGCCUAUGAAUAUGAUUAUAUCAUUCAGAUAUUUUAUUAUUGAAGAUAACUAUUUAAGACUAUAAAUGUAUUUUAUUUUUGUAUCUGAUUAAAAAAAAUGAAUAUAUGUAUAUACGUUUGUAAAGGAAAUGCCUGGAUUUAUAACGCGUUUCUGUAUAUAUUAUUACAUAUGUGUUGGCAAAUGUUUACUUAAAAAAUACUGUGUUAAAAUAUUCUUUUAAUAACAUAGCAUAUGUUGUUCGUUUGUCCUUUUUACUUUCAAUAUCAGCACAAUACACUGAAACACGUUGAAGGCGAACUCUAGAAUACCUCUUAACAACUCAAGUUAGAGAGUAUAAAUACGAAAAUAUAAUUUGUUACCUGUUAUCACUAUAACGAUACAGAGUACGAAAAAGAAUCUUUAGCUUUUGAUUUUAUUGCCGGGUUUAAAGUCACACCGAUAUAGUUUUAUCAUAUCGUGACUUUUCAAUUUCAAUGGUAGAGGAAGACACCAAAGUGCCUCUUCGUUGAAAACAUCAGUCAAGGGCGGGCAUCUUUGUGGAACCAACAACCUUUGUAUAUCAGCUGCAUGGCUUUCUCACAUGAAGGAAUUCUUCACCACAGGCAGCAUUUCGAAUCAAGGGCGGAGAGUGACAAGUGAUUCGAAAUCAGUGGCCUCAAAUACAUGACUACGUUUUAGGUAUCUAAGAGUGACUUUAGUAUUCAAAUCGUUACUGGUAUUAAAGUUUGAUAAUCUCUUUUGAAAAAUACAUUUUUAUUGUAAACUCCCGUGAAAACAGUAACCAAAACAAAAUAAUCCAGUAACAAAUUGUAUCAAAAUUGUGAAUAAAUGGUGAAGAAAUCGGGAUUUGCCGACAUUUCUUUAUGAUUCAUAUAAAUGAAUCGGUAGCAAAUAUAGUUUUGCAGAGCAAGUCUUAUCCACAUUUAUUGCAAAUAAUUUAUCUGUUUACCAUUCUUUAGAAACAGAUAUUUUGUGCAAUACCAUUUAUUACUGAUUCACUAUAUUUUAAUUUUGAAAUACACGAUUUGUUAAAGAUUCAUUAGAAACAGAAAUUUGUUAAACACCAAUUAUCAUCGAUUCAUUUUACUGAAAAAGUAAAGUCUUGGCAACAACGACAAGCGUCAUUAUGGGACGACUCUCAUUAUUACACCCCGCCCCGCUUACGUCGUCCCACAAAACGUUAUUAUAGCAACGCCCCGCCAAACGUCGCCCAGAAAACAUCGCCCCGCCGAAUCUUUCCUCGCUAAAGGUUGAUGUAUCCCCUGUGGAGAACCUUAGAGGACCACGCUUAUUCAAUAUGAAUUGUAAGACGCCGCCCCGUCUGACUUUAAGGCCUAUCUUUUCCAUAUCACUAGCCGUAUCAUUGAGGAAGUAAAACAGAUUUCUCUACGACUGUUAAAAUCACUGUUUGGAUAAGAUCUGCCAUAGCCCUUGCCCAACUGCCACCCCAUGUAUUUAAACGCAUAUUGUUUUCGGCACAGGCGGCUGCGGUGGCCCUUGUUAUGGUGCAUCUUGCUGCAGUGCUACUAGUUGCGGUACCACAAGCUGCCUUGCCGCUUGAUGUGGUGCUCCUAGCUGAGUUGCCUCUAGCUGCCUUGCCGGCUGUUGUGCUGCUUAUGGCUGGGGUGCUGGCAGUUGUGCAUCUACUUCGUCGUCAUCAGAACAGAUCGAUAGUUGGCCAGCUGCAGCACCUUGAGCGUCUAGACCAGCAACAUUUCUGGCAUAGGCUUCCAAAGGCAUGGAUCUUGGUGCAUUCUUAUUGUCAUUUUGAGGAAUUAAUCGUCCUCCAAUUGUGUGAUUUUGCCUACCGCAUUUCUGAA
This is a messenger RNA of Mercenaria mercenaria, 5352 nucleotides long. RefSeq names its product interferon-induced protein 44-like. The transcript is spliced from 3 exons. The record is from RefSeq and is a predicted model, not a curated record. The annotation marks the transcript as partial. Lineage: Eukaryota; Metazoa; Mollusca; Bivalvia; Venerida; Veneridae.